This is a messenger RNA of Megalopta genalis, 3021 nucleotides long. The record is from RefSeq and is a predicted model, not a curated record. NCBI's taxonomy places the organism in Eukaryota, Metazoa, Arthropoda, Insecta, Hymenoptera, Halictidae.
AUAACUUCAAUAUAUUCACGAUUUGCCCAAUCUUGCUGAAUUUGUUUUUGGAUAGCUUCUCUAUGUACAGCGGCCAUUUUUUGACAAUACGUUUGUACCACAGAAUACACAAUACAUACCAGAAACUUAAGUCUGUCGUUCUUCGAUGUUUAACCAAUUCCUCAUGCGCAUGCGUCCGCAAAUCGGACCAAUAUGAUUAUAAGCAGUCCGUUGUCAUUUGGGAUUUGUGCAGUUUGCGGAAAAGACUGGGGCAUCCUGUAUAUAUUAAAUUAUACUUGUACAACAACGUGUUCUUGUUAACACAAAGCUAUCGGAAUUUUCACUUUCGACAAAUAUAUUUCCAUGCCAAGCUUGUUAUGACUCUGGGAAGAUGUUGUAUUUCGUCAAUAAUUCGAUAUACAUGCGAAUUAUCUAAACAGCUGUGCACUUACAAUCGUGGCGCGAAAUACUAUAUCUUUCAAGGUGCUUCCUUAUCAAUUGGUGCCCAUCGACUGAUCAGGGCAGAUGAAAUACCAUUGACUUGUCUACCAUUUUCAACAAAUAUGGCUUCAUCGAGCAAGUCGACAGACAAGCUAGAGUCAACUAAGAAUCGACUUGCUUUAGAAAAGUCUCCAUACCUAUUACAACAUGCGACCAAUCCUGUUGAUUGGUAUCCAUGGUGUGACGAAGCCUUGAAGAAAGCAAAGGAGGAGGAUAAAUUAAUUUUCUUGUCCGUUGGUUAUUCUACAUGUCAUUGGUGUCAUGUUAUGGAGAAAGAAUCAUUUGUAAAUAAGGAAACUGCUGAAAUUAUGAAUAAAAAUUUUGUUAAUAUCAAAGUAGACAGGGAAGAAAGGCCAGAUAUUGAUAGGAUAUACAUGACUUUUAUCCAGGCUGUGACUGGUCACGGUGGUUGGCCGAUGAGUGUCUUCCUUACUCCUGAUUUAAAGCCCAUAAUAGGAGGAACAUAUUUUCCUCCAGAGGACCGAUACGGACUAACUGGAUUUAAGACCAUUUUAUUGAAUAUUGCCUGGAAAUGGCAGCAGGAUAGGACUAAAAUGAUCGAGUCCAGUUCUGUUAAUCUUCAAACUUUACAAAAUAUUUCUGAGAUCGCACAAACGUCAAUGAUAUUAAGCCCACCACCUAUGGAGUGCAGCAUGAUCUGUGUCCAGCAACUCAUUAGCGAAUUUGAACCUGAAUUUGGUGGAUUUAGUUUAAAACCUAAAUUUCCACAGCCAGUGAAUUUUAAUUUUUUGUUCAGCAUGUACAUGCGUCAACCUACCGAUGAACUCGCUCAGAAAUGUCUAAAUAUGUGUGUAUACAGUUUAACAAAAAUGUCGUACGGCGGUAUUCAUGAUCAUGUAGGUCAGGGUUUCUCGAGGUAUUCUGUAGAUGGAGAAUGGCAUGUUCCACAUUUUGAAAAGAUGUUAUAUGAUCAAGGUCAAUUAAUGCAGUCUUAUGCAGACGCAUACCUGGCAACAAAGAAUGUACUUUUCGCUGAAGUUAUCGAUGAUAUUGCUACCUACGUGUUACGGGACCUCCGGCACAAGGAAGGAGGCUUUUACAGUGCUGAAGAUGCAGAUUCGUAUCCUACGCAUGAUGCGUCCGCCAAAAAGGAGGGUGCAUUUUAUGUGUGGACUGCUGAAGAAAUUAGGUCGGCUUUGAAUAAAGAGACUUCUAAUGAGAAAAACAGUUUGUAUGAUAUUUUUUGUCAUCAUUUCAAUGUAGAAGAAUCCGGAAAUGUAAAGAAAUAUCAAGAUCCCCAUGGAGAAUUGAAAGGGAAAAAUGUACUGAUAGCAUACAACGAUAUAGAAGAAACGGCUAAACACUUUAAUCUCACGGUUGGAGAGGUGAAGAAGUACUUAAAAAAAGCAUGCUUUAUUUUGUAUGAAGUUAGGUCUGCAAGACCACGGCCUCACUUAGAUGAUAAAAUAAUUACAGCAUGGAAUGGUCUCAUGAUAAGUGGUCUAGCCCGCGGAGGAACUGCAGUGGGCAAUAAACAGUAUAUUGAAUGUGCAGUAGAAGCUGCUAAAUUUGUUGAGCGUUAUCUCUUUGACAAGUCUAAAGAUGUCUUGCUCCGCAGUUGUUAUCAUGGCGACAGCGAUGCAAUUGUACAAACGAGUGAACCGAUAGCAGGUUUCCUAGACGACUAUGCGUUCACCGUGAAAGGAUUGAUAGACCUGUAUGAAGCCAGCCUGGACGAGAAAUGGCUAGAGUUUGCCGAGAGGCUGCAAGACAUUCAAGAUGAACUCUUCUGGGAUGAAACGAACGGCGGAUAUUUUUCAACAACAUCGUCGGAUCCUGCUGUAAUUCUACGGCUGAAGGAGGAUCAUGACGGAGCAGAGCCAUCCGGUAACUCGAUUGCCGCCGGGAAUUUACUGAGACUAGCCAACUAUUUGGAUCGCAGAGAGCUCAAGUAUAAAGCUGUACGUUUGUUCGGAGCGCUUAGGCGCAUACUGAUGCAGAGACCUAUCGCUGUUCCUCAGUUAGUAUCGGCGCUUGUUCGGUAUCACGAUGAUGCAACACAGAUCUUCAUAGCUGGAAAACGGGGCGCAAAGGACACUGAGGAUUUGUUGCGAGUGGUCUACGACCGUUUGAUACCGGGAAGAGUCCUCAUCUUGGCCGACCCAGAUAAAACCGAUGGUUUAUUGUCCCGUAAAAACGAGCACAUGAGCAAAAUGAAAACUUCGAACGACCAAGCCACGGCUUACGUUUGUCGGCGUCGGGCUUGCACCCUACCCGUAACCAGACCCGAUCAGUUAGCAGCCUUGUUAGAUGAGCAACGAUAAGGGGAUAUUUACCAAAUAGUACUUUAAGUUCGCGAAACUGUUCGAUAGUUGCUGUGAUGAUAGCAGAUACCUUCUGCUGGCGCGUAUAAAAACAACAUUAUCUACCGUUUUGUAGUGGUAGUGCCAAAAUGUUACCACAAAGUAAUAAGUUACCUUGAACGUUGUAUAAAUUGUAUUGUUAUCAGGGAAUCGGUGGAAAUAAUGUUGCAUACAAUUGUAUAUAUAGUAUUACCAAUAAAGCAGAAAUGUGAAACUA